Belonocnema kinseyi is the source of this 545-nucleotide messenger RNA. RefSeq lists its product as uncharacterized. The transcript has 3 exons. The record is from RefSeq and is a predicted model, not a curated record. Bases 1 to 315 code for a protein of 104 amino acids. NCBI's taxonomy places the organism in Eukaryota, Metazoa, Arthropoda, Insecta, Hymenoptera, Cynipidae.
AUGUCAUCCAAUUUGUGUCCUUGGUUAUGGAGAGUACAGGAAGCCGAUGCGCGAAUUUUAAAAUCUGGGAAAUUUUACACUGCAUUGCUACGCCUUACACCUAUAGGUGAAAAAAGAUUCUACCUAAAAGUGAUGGACUACUUACCGCCAACCUAUUUGUCCCUUGAAUCAAAGGAUGAUUUCGUAAGGCAUCGAAUAGAGAUUCGUCUGAGAAGAUACGACAACAGAAUCAUCUUACAAACGAGCGUUUUUUGCAACAGGACUACUGCUCUAUUUCAAGUGAGUGAUUCGAGGAGGCUUCAAAAAGAGGUUUGAACGUGAGGAGAUUCCGGUUCUUUGAACUGCGACAGAUCACGAGAUGAGCAUCCUGAGUCAGUAGUUAGUCCUCUCCCGGCCCAUGAGAGAUAUAAAUUCACAAUUUGCCUCCAAAUCUUUUACUUCCGAUCCUUGAGAGCGGGAAACCUUCAGGUCCAAAGUAAGGGAGCAGGAAAAGAAGCACCCUAUUAUCUCAUCCAUUCCCUGCAAGGAACCCCUCACAACUUUCG